AGCUCCGGUGGUGUUUAGUGCAACAUGGCUGAAGUUUUAAAGAAGAAAGUGAGUAAAAAGGUCUUGAAAAAAAGCCCAGAGGUGACGGCAAAGCCAGAGGUGGGCUACGAUGACGGCGAAGCGGACGAGGAUGUAAAGGGAGCAGAUGAAGACAUUACUAGUGAGGAGGAGGACGGCGAGGAUGAUCGAAAACGUCAACAUCUACUGGAGGCCAUCAGCGCUCUCGGGGGUAAGAGGAGGAAAACUCUGGGAGAGAGAUCCGAGGCGGCCAUGCAGAUGUCGGAGUUUAUGGUCCACGCGGAGGGUGAGGGUGAGAGAGUGGAAUUGUCGGACCUCAUCCACAUCAUGGAAAAAACCCCCACCGUCCCUGCAAAGACCAAGAAGCAGCUGAAGAAUCUGCAGCGCAGUAAGAAGACCAUCGAAUGUCCUCUCAGCAAACAGGAGAGUGAGAGGAUUCAGAGAGAUGUGGCUUUUCAGAAGGCAGCUACAGAUGUUAGCCGGUGGAAAAGUAUUAUUUCCCAGAACCAGAGGGCCGAGCAGCUCGUGUUCCCCCUCAAUCAGGAGCCUUCGGGCCCCAAACCCAUAGAGAGAGUGGUGACUGGCUGGAAAGCCCAAACCCCACUUGAGCAGGAAAUUUUUGCCCUCCUGUCUGCCAACAAGCAGCCCAUUAACGAUCCCAUUCUGACCCCCACUGAGGAGGCUUCCAUGAGGGCGAUGAGUCUGGAAGAAGCCAAGGUCCGCCGCGCAGAGCUGCAGAAAGCCCGGGCUCUGCAGUCCUACUAUGAGGCCCAGGCCCGGAGAGAGAAGAAGAUCAAAAGCAAAAAGUUCCAUAGGGUGCAGAACAAAGCCAAGCGUAAAGAGUUCCUGAAGCAGUUUGAUGAGAUGGUGAAGACAGACCCAGCUGCUGCCUUGGAGGAGCUGAAUAAGAUGGAGCUGGCCAGGAUGCAGGAGAGGAUGUCACUAAAGCAUCAGAACAGUGGCAAGUGGGCCAAGUCAAAGGCUAUCAUGGCCAAAUACGAUGAAGGGGCUCGCAAGGCCAUGCAGCAGCAGCUGGAGGUAAACAAAGACCUGACGCAGAAGCUGAUGACCUCACUGAACGAUGAAGUAGAGGAGGAAGCAGGUGACCCAGAACUGCUGCCCGAUUUUGUGAAUGAUGCUGAGCAAGAACUGGAUUCUUCGAAUCCUUGGAUGAGAGGGAGGCUUUCUGAAGAUCCCACAGAGGAAGAGAAUUGUGACACUGUGGGUCAGACAGCAGAACAGUCUGGAGGGGUAGGAAAUACAGCUGAAGAAGACGAGGAGGAGGAAGCUGAGGAAACAGAAGACAAUGUGAUCCUCAGAGAGUUUGACAGCAGGAGAAAACUACGUCAGGCUAUGGAGGAUGACGCAGCAGCAGUAAUGUCUGUAGAUGUGGAUGAGGAGGAGGCGGAGGAGGAGAGCAAAGCUUCAGCUGAGGAUGCAGAUGCUUCUGACAAAGAAGAAGAGACGCUUUCACAGUUCAAAGACCUUUUCCGCGAAAUAGCAGAAGGUCACAGCCGGGUUGAAGCAGCAGCUGUUGCUGGCCACGCAGACACUUCAGCUCAUCUGGAAGCAGGAGUGAUGAGGAUCAGGACUGCGGGUGAUGCUGAACUCCUCACUCAGGAGAACUCAGCCACUGAUAAAGAACCUUUUAAAGCCCAGGAGCCCCCAGCCACAGAAAACCUCCCAUCUUCAACAAAAAAGGAAGGUAAAAGCAGAAAAAGGAAGAAAAAGAUUGAACUGAACAAAGUUCUCACCAAAGAGACAAAAGUCAUCAAAGUCUUGCUUGCGCCAACUAUUGAGGACUCUGAGGAGUCAGAAGAAAAGCUGGACCAGAGGGGUCUCAUUAAGGAGGCUUUUGCUGGAGAUGAUGUAAUCUCAGAAUUCCUCAAGGACAAGAGGAAGCAGGAGGAUGUAGGGAAACCUAAAGUGCUGAACCUGACACUACCAGGAUGGGGCGAGUGGGGAGGGACGGGCCUCAGGCCAUCCCGCAGCAAACGCAGGAGGUUCAGAGUCAGGAGUGCACCACCUCCACCCAGGAAAGAUCAGCAUCUGCCCAGUGUCAUCAUCUCAGAGAAGAGGAACAGCUGCAUCAGCCUCCAUCAGGUGAACUCAGUGCCCUUUCCCUUUGAGAACCACACGCAGUUUGAAAGCACCAUUCGCUCUCCCCUGGGCCGCACCUGGAACACAGAGCGGACUGUUAAAAAGGUCACCAAGCCCAAGGUGGUCACCCAGCUGGGCACCAUCAUUGAGCCUAUGGCUCAGGAGGAGCUGGUGAAGGCAAAGGUGUCUGCAGGAAAAAACAGCUGUGCAGACUCACUGAAAAUGAAACAUUAACAACCGCUAUUACUUUGAUCCAGAGUAAAUUAAAAUGUACACAGUGACGCCAGGUUGUUAGUAUUUCUCCACUCAUCAGCUGUUCUGGGGAGAUUGAGAGAUAACUUCACCAGUUUAAGAUACGCCUGAAAAACUUGCCCUUUAAAUACAGUAUGGUCUGUAUGACAUCGUUUCAUUCUGUGAGAAUAUCUGAGCAUCAAGAGAGCUAAAAUAAUGUCCACUUCUUUAGCUCAUCUCUUUCCUGGAUCUUUUUAUGUUGUAUGUUUGGUAUCAAAUCCGUGAAAUCAAAUGAAGUCAACUAAUUAGUUAAGAAUAUUUGAAAAUAAAUUUCAUGUUUGGAGUUAAAGAU
Stegastes partitus (bicolor damselfish) is the source of this 2701-nucleotide messenger RNA. Its product is annotated as U3 small nucleolar RNA-associated protein 14 homolog A. Gene Ontology annotation, biological process: rRNA processing. The transcript has a single exon. Lineage: Eukaryota; Metazoa; Chordata; Actinopteri; Pomacentridae. The record is from RefSeq and is a predicted model, not a curated record. Gene Ontology annotation, cellular component: small-subunit processome; nucleolus. Bases 25 to 2352 code for a protein of 775 amino acids.